Nannospalax galili (Upper Galilee mountains blind mole rat) is the source of this 1164-nucleotide messenger RNA. RefSeq names its product endogenous retrovirus group K member 13-1 Env polyprotein. The record is from RefSeq and is a predicted model, not a curated record. The coding region runs from base 1 to 1164 and encodes 387 amino acids. Gene Ontology annotation, molecular function: structural molecule activity. The transcript has a single exon. Lineage: Eukaryota; Metazoa; Chordata; Mammalia; Rodentia; Spalacidae.
AUGACAGAUAAGUCCACUACUACUAAUGCCGUAAGUUGGGUGGAUGGAGGCCUAGCCAAUCCUCAACCUCAGUUAAGAAUAGGACAUACAUUAUAUCCUCCUCAAAUGCGUAUUUGGAAAUUGCUAGCUGCUCUUAAGCCUGCAGAACUCUUUAAUGGAACUGUUGCCCUUACUUAUGAUAAGGUAUUUUAUGACUUUACUAAAGUUAGACAUUAUAAUGUUUCAGCUUGUGUGUACUUUCCUCUAGUAAUCUUAAUUGGACAUGUGGUCAUUCAGGACAUGAACUUAACCUGCCAAAAUUGUUGUUUGUAUACAUGUCUUAACAACUCUAUAGCCUUUGACCCAGCUUUUGACUCUGUUAUGAUUUUGACUCAAAGGAAUUCUUUAUGGAUUCCUGUGAAAAUGCAUCAUUCCUGGGAAAUCAGUCCUGCUCAAGGAUUGAUUCUGAGAUUUUUCAAAAGGUUGCUACGGCAUGGUAAACGUAUGAUUGGUCUGAUUAUUGCUGCUAUUUUAGGUCUUAUUGCUUUGGCCGCUACCGCAACUACUGCUGGUGUGGCGCUGCAGAAAUCUGCACAAUCACAGACUUUUGUUGAACAUUGGCAUGACAACCCCCAUAAACUUUGGACACAGCAGGCUCAGGUUAAUUCUCACUUACAAGAUGAAAUCGUGGCUUUACAAAGCGGAUUUCAUUGGUUAGGUAGUAAAUUCUUGGAAUUGCAGGAAACUGUACAAUAUGUCUGUGAUUGGAAUUCUACUCAGAUUUGCAUCACUCCUUAUAAAUUUAAUGACUCUCUUUAUGAAUGGCACAAUUUGGAGAUGUACAUUCAGGGUAAAAUGGAUAAUGCUACAUUUAAUGAGAUGCAAUUGCAGGAAGAAAUCUUUGCAGCAUUUUCAGAAGAAUUGCCUUCUGCUACUUCUAUUGAUCAAAUAGCUACUUCUUUAGCAAAUUCUCUCUCUGGUCUUGAUCCUCGCAGAUGGUUUCAGAGUAUUUUGCAUAGCUCUGGCUCUUCUUUGGUUACUUUAGUGAUUGUUCUAUGUAUACUGUUAAUCGGUGGUUGCUGUGUAUCUCGUUGUCUGCAGCGGAAGGCUCACAAAUGGGCUGCUGCACUCAUCUUUUCUGCUCUUCAUUUUCAAAAGGACACCGCCGCUACUAUUGUUCACUAA